This is a messenger RNA of Fusarium odoratissimum NRRL 54006, 432 nucleotides long. RefSeq lists its product as uncharacterized. Bases 1 to 432 code for a protein of 143 amino acids. The transcript has 2 exons. Gene Ontology annotation, molecular function: glutathione binding; glutathione transferase activity. Gene Ontology annotation, cellular component: cytoplasm. The record is from RefSeq and is a predicted model, not a curated record. NCBI's taxonomy places the organism in Eukaryota, Fungi, Ascomycota, Sordariomycetes, Hypocreales, Nectriaceae.
AUGCCGGAUAUCAGCGAUGUUGAAGCCGUCGCUUUAUUUGAAGAGGCUGCGUCGAUGGAAGUAUGCUACUUCUCCCCUGUAGCUUGGAAAUACUGCGGAGAUAUCAUCGUCAAACCAGUACUGGGUUUUCCCAGGGUAGACAAAAAGACAUUGGAGGAUAUUUGGAAUGAGCUCAAUGGCGCCAUGAAAACCUUGGACGGAAUCCUGUCUGGCCGCGAAUAUCUCGCCGGCGAAAGUUUCACCCUUGUAGAUAUCUGGACUAUGCCUUGGGUUUCGCAGCUCAUUGAUCUGAAGGAAGCUGACGUCCUCUUCUCCGAGUUGCCGCAUCUGCGAGAUUGGUGGGAGAGGGUGAGCUUGAGGCCGGCAUGGAAGGAAGCCUGUGCAUUGAUGGACAAGGCGAUGGAAGGGAUGCGCCCGAAUUCAGCAAAGUGA